Molecule: messenger RNA, 1217 nt
Organism: Protopterus annectens (West African lungfish)
Lineage: Eukaryota; Metazoa; Chordata; Ceratodontiformes; Protopteridae
Gene: SLC25A33
Product: solute carrier family 25 member 33
Exons: 5
Coding region: 150-935 (261 amino acids)
Biological process (GO): pyrimidine nucleotide import into mitochondrion
Cellular component (GO): mitochondrion
Molecular function (GO): pyrimidine nucleotide transmembrane transporter activity
Source: RefSeq, a predicted model, not a curated record
AAGUGUGAGGGUUGAGUUUCGGCUGAGUUUGCGUGAAUGCUAAUAGGGAUGAUGGGAUGGUGAGGGUGUAAGUGAUGUGCCGGCUGUUACACUGAACUUUGGCUGUAAAGUUCACUUCUUGUUACAUUAUCAUGGGAGCCUGAAGAAGGAUGGAGCAGAGGGACACAUUGUUACACCUGUUCGCCGGAGGGUGUGGAGGCACAGUUGGUGCCAUUGUUACCUGCCCACUUGAGGUGAUUAAGACAAGGCUGCAGUCUUCAGGUGUGUCAUUUCGUGCCUUCUAUGUGCCUCAAGUGCAUCUUGGCACUAUCAAUGGUGGAAGUGUGGUCAGGCCAACAGCAGUGUCUCCAGGGCUCCUCCAGGUUUUAAAGUCCAUCUUGGAAAAGGAAGGUCCAAGGUCGCUGUUUAGAGGACUGGGUCCAAACCUGGUUGGAGUUGCUCCAUCAAGUGCAAGAGGUACAAAACAAAUGAAUGCGAUCCAGUGUGCUAAACAUGUAUACAAGACAGAAGGCAUCCGAGGAUUUUAUAGAGGUCUAACAGCCUCGUAUGCUGGAAUUUCUGAAACUAUGAUCUGCUUUGUUAUUUAUGAGACUCUGAAGAAGCACCUAGCUGGUCUGAGGUUGUCUUCAUCUUCUGGUCCUGUGCACGAAAAAGCUACUACUGACUUUAUAGCACUGAUGUUCGCUGCUGCAAUUUCAAAGGGCUGUGCUUCCUGUAUUGCAUAUCCACAUGAGGUUAUAAGGACAAGACUAAGAGAAGAAGGAAGCAAGUACAGAUAUUUUUUCCAAACAGCACGUUUAGUGGCUAAAGAAGAAGGUUAUCUUGCUUUCUACAGAGGGCUGCUACCUCAACUUAUCCGUCAGAUUCCAAAUACAGCAAUUGUGUUGUCUACAUAUGAGGUCAUUGUUUAUCUGCUUGGUAGUCGUUCCAAAUAAAGGACUGUGGAACGGACAAGUUAUAAUUUCUCAGUUUUUUUUCACAGGACAGGAGGGAAUAUUAUUUAUAGUCACUGCUGUGCAGUUCACUUUUGACCAACCACAUAACUUAAACUAGCAGCACUGAAUCAUCUGAUCACCUUUGUACAGUAAUUUGCAAAUUUUUGUUAACUUUUAACUGUUUCUGUUAAUAGUCUGUGUGUGAUUUAUUUCUAUUUUUUUUAAAACAUAUGUAUGAAGAGGUUUUAUUGCACGUGUAAAUAAAAACCUGGUUAAAGAUCA